AUGGAAGCCUUUCAUCCCUCUCUAGCAUUUCCUUUCUCAUACAUCUUUAGCACUGCUACUAGCGCUGGACCUAGUGCUUCUCUUGCUAACACCAUAUCAAGUGAUCCAUGGAUGGACCCUAGAAUAUGGAGUAGACUCCCACGCCAGCUUCUUGAACGCGUUAUCGCCUUUCUUCCACCGCCUGCCUUCUUUCGAGCUCGGUGUGUCUGUAAGAGAUGGUAUGGUCUCUUGUUCACCAAUGCCUUCCUCGAGUUGUACAUCCAGCUCACUCAUCGCCAGCGCCAUUGGUUCCUCUUCUUCAAGCAAAAGAGCCCCAAGAACAGCUACAUUUACAGGAAUGGAGGGAACAGUAGUAACACUGCUAACAUUUGUGAAGGGUACCUCUUUGACCCUUAUGAGCUUGCAUGGUACCGCCUCUCUUUUCCUCUUGUUCCGUCUGGGUUCUCUCCAUGUGCUUCUUCAGGUGGUUUGAUCUGUUGGGUUUCUGAAGAGGCUGGUCCAAAGAGUCUCAUUCUCUCCAACCCAAUUGUUGGUUCUUUGACCCAAUUACCUCCAACUCUGAGGUCAAGGCUCUGCCCUUCCAUAGGCCUAAGUGUCACCCCUACAUCGAUUGAUGUCACUGUUGCUGGAGAUGACAUGAUCUCUCCAUAUGCUGUGAAGAACUUGACUUCUGAAAGCUUCCAUAUAGAUGGUGGUGGGUUUUUCUCACUGUGGGGAAUCAACUCUUCUCUGCCAAGGCUUUGUAGUUUUGAGUCAGGAAGAAUGGUUCAUCUUCAUGGAAGACUCUACUCCAUGAACUACAGCCCUUUCAGUGUCUUGGCCUAUGAUGUGGCAGCAAACAAUUGGUGGAAGAUUCAGGCUCCCAUGAGAAGGUUUCUGAGGUUUCCAAGCUUGGUGGAGAGCAGUGGAAAGCUGCUGUUGGUUGCUGCUGUUGAGAAGAGCAGGCUGAAUGUGCCUAAAAGCUUGAGGAUUUGGGGAUUGCAGUCUUGUGGAACAACUUGGUUUGAGAUGGAGAGAAUGCCACAGCAGCUUUAUGUUCAGUUUGCAGCGAUCGAAAACGGAAACGGGUUCCAUUGUGUUGGCCAUGGAGAGUUCAUUAUUAUCAUGAUUCCGGGUUCCGGUAAGGCUUUACUGUUUGACAUGUGCAGGAAACUGUGGCAAUGGGUUCCUCCAUGCCCUUAUGUUCAAUAUGGUGGUGGGGGUGAUGGUGAUUUGCAUGGUUUUGCGUAUGAACCAAGACUUGCUACACCAGUCACUGUGCUUCUGGAUCAGUUGACUAAUCCAUUCCAGUCUUUUAGUGUGGUUAACUAG
Messenger RNA from Rosa chinensis, 1311 nucleotides. RefSeq names its product protein UNUSUAL FLORAL ORGANS. The record is from RefSeq and is a predicted model, not a curated record. Bases 1 to 1311 code for a protein of 436 amino acids. The transcript has a single exon. NCBI's taxonomy places the organism in Eukaryota, Viridiplantae, Streptophyta, Magnoliopsida, Rosales, Rosaceae. Gene Ontology annotation, molecular function: protein binding.